AUGGCGCUGCCGCCGAAGAUUCUAAUUGUCGGAGGAGGUGUCUUCGGCCUAUCUACGGCUCUCUCCCUCCGCGAGCGCCAUCCGGCCUCGCAGAUCACACUGGUGGAAUCAGCGUCCGCAAUCCCCAACCCACACGGCUCUUCCGUAGACACAUCGCGCAUCGUGCGCGCCGACUACGCCAGCGCCGCAUACAGCCGGCUCGCCAACGCAGCCGUCCAGCGCUGGCGCUCGACCUCCUGGGGCGCGGACGGCCGGUACACGCAGAACGGCCUGCUGCUGGUGUACCCCAGCGACAGCCCGAGCGCGCAGGCAUACGCGCGCAAGAGCUACGCCAACGUACGGGCCAUUGAGGGCGAGAAUGUCGUUUUCCUGCCCAGCCAGAAGGAUGUACUUCGCGUUGUGCCGCCGUAUGGCGAGGAGUUGGAUGUUGCGGGGGGAUACGUGAAUUGGGGGUCUGGUUGGAGCGAUGCCGCGGCGGGUGUGCGGUUUGCCAAGGGCUUACUGGAUGCGGAGGGGAAGACUGUGUUCAGGACAGGUGAGGUUGAGAGGGUGCUGUUUGAGGAGGGGGCCAGCAGCCCUCACGCAAAACCGAAGGCUACCGGGGUGGCGCUGGUGGGCGGGGAGACGAUCGAGGCGGACCUGGUGGUGCUGGCAACGGGGGCGUGGACGGGCAAGCUGGUGGAUUUGCGGGGCAAGGCCGUGGCGACGGGCCAGGCGAUUGCGUAUAUCAAGAUUAGCGACGCCGAGCAGAAGGAGCUGGAGAAUCUGCCGACUAUCCUGAACUUUGCCACAGGUAUUUUCAUGAUUCCGCCGCGCGGCAACCUGCUCAAGAUCGCCCGCCAUGCGUAUGGGUAUCGCAAUCCGACGACGGUGCCUGUGCCGGGGGUGAGCCCGUCAGGCCAGACGAUGCAGGUUAGUCUGCCUGAGACGGGCGUGCCGGUUCCGUUGGAGGGCGAGGAGGCUUUCCGCGACGCGCUGAGACAGCUGCUGCCGCGGUUUGUCAACCGGCCGUUUGCUGAGACGCGGAUCUGCUGGUACAUGGAUACUCCCACGGGCGACUUCCUCGUCUCCUACCACCCCGAAUACGAGGGCCUCUUCCUUGCGACGGGCGGAAGUGGACAUGCCUACAAGUUCUUCCCUGUCAUUGGAGACAAGGUGGUUGAUGCGAUGGAGGGCACGUUGGAACCCGAGUUCCGGGAUCUGUGGACGUGGAAUGAGAUUGUGGCGCAGAAGACGGACACAGAUGAUCUGUUCGAUGGUGAUGGCAGUCGGACUGGCGCAAGGAACGCGAUCUUGAAAGAUGAGUUGGCCCGAACGAAGAAGGCUGCGAGGAAGGGUGUUCUGUAG
This is a messenger RNA of Penicillium canariense, 1347 nucleotides long. Its product is annotated as NAD(P)/FAD-dependent oxidoreductase. The transcript has 3 exons. Gene Ontology annotation, molecular function: L-pipecolate oxidase activity; proline dehydrogenase activity; flavin adenine dinucleotide binding. Bases 1 to 1347 code for a protein of 448 amino acids. The record is from RefSeq and is a predicted model, not a curated record. Lineage: Eukaryota; Fungi; Ascomycota; Eurotiomycetes; Eurotiales; Aspergillaceae.